AUGGCCUCCACCACGAGAUUCCUGGCCAUGAUCAUGGCGUGCACGCUCCUCGCCAGCACAAUGUGCCAUGCCGCUCGGCACUUGGCCGACACCACCCCGACGGCUGCCCUACCUGCUGCGGCAGCUGUCCCUGGCCUCCCGGCCGUGCCGACGAUGCCGGCUGUGCCGACGGUGCCGGCCUUUACUGUGCCACCUAUGUUGACUGUGCCCACCGUGCCGCGGGUGACACUGCCUCCCAUGCCAGCUGUUCCUGCGGUGCCCAAGGUGACGAUGCCCCUAAUGCCGGCCAUCAUCGUGCCUAAGGUGACCAUGGCACCGAUGCCCGCCGUCGUUGUGCCUAAGGUGACGAUGCCGCCGAUGUCCGCCAUUCCUUCCAUGCCCAAGAUGACACUGCCGUCGAUGCCUUCUAUCCCGACCGUCAACGUGCCUAUGCCAUUCCUGGCGCCACCUCCAUCAACUUAG
Messenger RNA from Triticum urartu, 462 nucleotides. NCBI's taxonomy places the organism in Eukaryota, Viridiplantae, Streptophyta, Magnoliopsida, Poales, Poaceae. The record is from RefSeq and is a predicted model, not a curated record.